AUGAUCUGGAGGUCAAUCAUCAAGAUGGCACAAAACAGCCUCGCUGAGGGCGUCUUCGGGCGACCCAAACGGACGGUCUGCACGACUUCCCUGGGCUGCACCAAGACGUACGAGACCGUUGUGGUCUUCGGCGCCAGCACCGACACCUACGACCGCGUCGGAAAGCUCAUCAAGAAGGGCGACUACAGCAACAUCACGCGCGAGCAGGUUGAGGAGGCGCUCAACUCGUUCCGCGGCAAGUUCCAGCAGAUGCCCCCGCUCUAUUCGGCGCUCAAGAUGAACGGCAAGCCCCUAUACGAAUAUGCGCGCGAGGGCAAGCCGAUCCCGCGCGAGAUCGAGACCCGUGAGGUCGACGUGACGGAACUCGAGAUGACGGAGUGGUAUGAACCGGGAACGCACAACCACCGGUGGCCGACGGAGGAGGCCGAGCAGGCCGAGAAGAACGUGGUCAAGUCGGUGUGGCAGGUGGCCAAGAACCAACAGGAGGGCACGACCAGCACAGAGGAGGCCGCGACGUUAAUACCGGAGAUGGUGGAGAAGGAGGUCAACGCGUUGGCGGACCAUGAGAGUAACAAGCGCGCGGCUGAGGAGCGCGUUGACGAGCUGGUUUCCGAGGAGCCCGCGGGCAAGAAGAGGAAGACGGAGACCGGUGCUGCCGAGCCCAUGAUGUCUGGUGCUCUGAAAGAUAAGAAGGGUAAGGACAAGAAGCAGGACAAGUACGCUAAGAACAGGGGUCUGGAUCUUGCUCCUCCUCCGCCGUCGCCCGAUACACCGUUCCCCUGGGAGGGCAAGGGUCCUCCGGCUGCCAAGAUCCGCAUGACCGUGACUUCGGGCUUCUACGUUCGCAGUCUGUGCCAUGACUUGGGCGAGAAGCUUGGGUGCGGCGCUAUGAUGGCUGAAUUGGUUAGGUCUAGGCAGGGCAAGUUCGUUUUGGGCACGGAUAACUGCAUGGAGUACUCCGACCUUGCCCUGGGCGAGGAAGUCUGGGCACCCAAGAUCCAGAAGGCUUUGGACCUCUGGAACAACAAGGACAAGGUGGCCAAGGCCCAGGCUGUCGAGCCGGUAGUAAAGAAGGAGGAGGUCAAGGCUGAGCCGGUCAAGACGGAAGAUGUCAAGACAGAAGAUGUCAAGACGGAGGAGGUCAAGACGAAGGAAGUCAAGGCCGAGGAGAUUAAGCCUGAGGAGGUCAAGACCGAAGAAGUCAAGACUGAGGAGCAGCCGGCAGGUGAGGUAAAAGCCGAAGAGUCUGCUCCCGUAAAGGACGAGGAGACGGUCAAGACGGAGCCUGAAUCGAAGGCAUAA
Molecule: messenger RNA, 1302 nt
Organism: Sordaria macrospora k-hell
Lineage: Eukaryota; Fungi; Ascomycota; Sordariomycetes; Sordariales; Sordariaceae
Source: RefSeq, a predicted model, not a curated record